AUGCCUAGAUAGAUCCUCUGUUAAGUGUACUGCUUUUUUUUUCUAUCUGUGAAAAGGUAAAUUUUUCUUGUUGAGGGCAAUAGUAAUACUUAACAAAGGGUCUCCCUGGACAUGUCUUUAUGGAUAUAAACUUGAUACAUGCCUCUAUCGCUGGUAAAAAAAUCAGCACGUUUGCUCGAGCCGUAAUGGAGAUAUUCGAAUUUCUUAUCGCACAGUUAUUUAUGGGCCACCCUGUAUAGGGCACUAGAUAGAGACAAAUUUUAAUACUUUUUUGUUCAUUCAAUGCUUCAAGAUCCGCAACUUCAACAGAAAAAUUUUCGUAUCUAAUAUCCUUCCUUUGACAAGUUAGUCAAUACUGACUUUAGCAGUCCCAUGUAACAAAAAUUAAUAGAAAAGCUAACAUAUCAAUAAUUUUAAUCCCAUUGAAAUGAAGUUAAUCGAUGAAAAUUCAAUAAUUCUGAUUUUCGAGACUAGAUUAAAGAUUAUCAUCGAUUAUGUACAAUUUUUUAUUAAUCAGUUAAAAGAAAUUUUUAGAAGUAAUCAAUAUCAAAUCGAUUAUAAUCCUUAAAAGCAAAAAUCGUGAAAAAUCAACUAAUAAUAAUCAUAGUUCAAUAAAAUCGAUUUUAAUCAAUUCCCUAGACUGAAAGGAUAGAGUCUAGAAACUGAAACUUACAUGUGUUUGCCUGUAAAACUUGGUACAGAUGACAUAUUUGUUGUGAAUUGAUUCUUACACUAGGUCAAGGUAUGUUUUCAUCGAAAUUUUCAUGUUUAUUUUUUUCUUUUAUUCAUUUCAGAUGAAACACAAAGUCAAUAUUUUAAUCCAAUAACAACAUGGAAACAAAUUAGUUUAUGGUCAAAAAUUCUCGGUAUCAAAUCAGAUAAAACGAUUGAUAGUUAUAAUUUCUGGCAUCUUGAACAGCAAAAUAUCAUUGAUGAUAAUCAAACAAUAUCUUCUACACUUGGUCAAGCUGAAUCAAUUAAUGUUGAUAUACUUAAUGGAGAUGAUGUUGUAGAUAUAAUUCUUUCCUAUGAUAACAAUAUUCAAAUGAUUCAUAUUCUUAAAUCAUGUUCUGUUCAGAAUCUUCUAAACAAUCCAAAAUAUCUUAAUCAAUUAAAUCUAAAAAUAUCUCCUCAAGAUUGUUGUCUAGUUUGUAUAUUGGACGAAUCAAAAAAGCAAACUCUUAAUAGUUUAGAUAUGGAAAAUCCUAUUAGCGAUUAUGUUUCGGACAGUAAAAAACUAAUUCAUUUUCAAAUCUGUAUUCUUAUACACAUCAUUCAAUAUGAUCAUCAAAAUGAAUUGUCAAUUUCUAUUUCUCAUCGAAAUAUAACAGUUAAACAAUUAUUAGAAAUGUCUAAAAUCAAAGAUGUUCAUACAUAUUUAGCAUCGUAUAAAACUGAAAUGAUUUUAUCCGAAAAUACAAAUUUAUUUAUGAUAAAUGAUAUGAAAUUUAUUCUCGUAAAACAACAUCAAACAUGUCUUAUAUCCAUUAACCCUUUGGAUCCGGGCGACGCACAUAUGCGUCCUGGGAUUUUACGCACUGAAUACCUUUAA
Messenger RNA from Rotaria sp. Silwood2, 1552 nucleotides. The record is from the annotation of a GenBank genome assembly. Lineage: Eukaryota; Metazoa; Rotifera; Eurotatoria; Philodinida; Philodinidae.